CCAAUUCGAUCCAUUCCACAAUUGGACCUGCAAAAACACCCAAAUUAGCUCCAAAAUCCACAAUCCAUAUAUAUACAGAGAGAGAGAGAUAUAUCUCACGCACAUUUUAGACAGAUGAAGAUGGUGGUUCACCACCCGAUCGAGGUGGCGAAGACGGUGUUGGAGGUGGCGGAUGUUGCUUGGACCGCCGUGGAACGUUCCCACCACCAUCACGACAAGCACGCGGGCGCGGCGGCUGCUCCUCCAUCGUCGGAGGAAGAAUUGGAGUCUCUAAGAUCCGAGAAUAGCCGCCUGAGGGACUUGCUCAAACAGAACCUCAGUCUCCUUCAAAAUCUCUCCGAAUCUCCUUGUUUAUUAGAAGAUUGCCCUCCCGAUCUAUAUGAUCGUCUCGUGGACACUCUGGAUUCUGAAAAGUUCUUGACUCAGAUUAAAUCCCUCCAUCAUGAAUAUGUCGGUGGAACUGACCCCAAAUUUCCUUUCAAGGAGUCCUCAGGAGCGGAUUUACAGUCAGCUGAAAUACUAAUUAAUGUUUCCCUUGGAGAACCAAGUUGGUGGGUUUGGGUCACUGAUGAAAUGUUUCCUAGUGAUGUUGAAGAACAGAGUGGAAUUGACAAUGAAAGUUAUGUAGUUAUUAGCGAGGAACAUGUUGUUGAUGGGGUUGCCAACUUUAUGGCUAGAUGCAUUCUCUCAAACCCAAAAACUCUGUUGCAGAGUAUGUCACCUGAGGAGUUGCAGAAAACUCUGACCAAAGCAUUGGGCGGCAUGAACAAGUUUGAGAAGAUGUUACAUAUUUGGCAUGCUGGGACUAUGUUUUGUACCUUGGCCACCUGGGGACUUGCUCUAGCAGGGUUGUACAACACCCGUGCCAUACUGAAACUUGCUACGGUGGGAGUUCAUACGACCAGCAAAGUUGUUAUGAAGGCUCUCUGAAGAUGGUUUCCUUGUUCUCGACAAUAUGAAUGUGCCAAACCCUGUAAAUGCUUGUGACUUCUCGAUGUCUCUACGUGAUGGACCCGUGAAACUUUACGUUUAGUCGGAAGUCUAGUCUGCAUAGACUUGUAAAUAAUUGUAAAAUAUGUUGGCAUUGUAUCUGCACAAUUUGCAGAAUUUGUUUGGAUUGUUUGUUGUUGACCCUACUUUCAAAAUUUAUAAUUGCAUUAUUUUAUAUCCCCAUGCUC
Molecule: messenger RNA, 1178 nt
Organism: Camellia sinensis
Lineage: Eukaryota; Viridiplantae; Streptophyta; Magnoliopsida; Ericales; Theaceae
Source: RefSeq, a predicted model, not a curated record